Lycium ferocissimum is the source of this 1135-nucleotide messenger RNA. RefSeq lists its product as uncharacterized. The record is from RefSeq and is a predicted model, not a curated record. The transcript has 2 exons. NCBI's taxonomy places the organism in Eukaryota, Viridiplantae, Streptophyta, Magnoliopsida, Solanales, Solanaceae. Bases 51 to 1064 code for a protein of 337 amino acids.
GAAAAGUCUAUUUUGAUGCAAAAGCUAAAAAAGUUUUAUUUCAGUUGUAUAUGGUUUUCUUGAACCAUAUUGAGUUUAGGAAAGCACUGCAAACCUACUCAAUUCAGAGAGGUGUGAACCUUAAGUUGAAACCUAAUAAAAAGAAAAGGAUAACAACAAAGUGUGUGCAUAAAAGUUGUCCUUGGCAUAUUAGAGGAAGCAUACAAGGCAGCACUGAUGAUUUUAGGGUGGUGACUUACUUUCCUGUCCACAAGUGUUGCAAGAAAACAAGAAACAACUUGUGUAAUCCACCUUUGAUUGCUAAACAUUUUCUGGACAGAAUUACGAGUGAGGCUAAUAUUAAGUUGCAUCAAAUCCAAUCCUUGAUUAGAAAAAAAUAUGGAUUGUAUGUGAGUAAAACAAGUUGUAGAAGGGAAAAAAUGAUAGUUAUGCAGGAUCAUAUGGGUGAUUACAAAGAGGAAUUUGCUAGGCUUUAUGAUUAUGCUGAGGAGUUGAAGUCUACCAAUCCUGGCACUACUGUUGUGGUAAGGACUUCUAAGAAUACAAUUCCUGGAAAAGAGGUGUUUAUGGGAUUUUAUGUAUGCCUUGGAGCACUGAAAAGUGGAUGGUUAGAGGGGUGUAGAAACAUCAUUGGUUUUGAUGGUGCAUUUCUCAAAGGGGUUUGUAAGGGUGAGUUGCUGUCUUGCAUUUCCAAGGAUGGCAAUAAUCAAAUGUACCCUGUUGCUUGGGCUGUAGUUGAUAAAGAAUCCAAGGAUACAUGGUCAUGGUUCAUUAGGUGUAUCAAGCAUGAUUUGGAGCUGACAUUAACUGAAGGUGAAGGAUUGACAGUAAUGUCUGAUAUGCAGAAGGGUCUUCUUGUGGCACUUCAUGAUUUACUGCCAAAUGCUGAGCACAGAUGGUGUGCUAGGCAUAUAUGGGCCAACUGGAAGAAGGAAUGGAGGGGUGAGGAAAGAAGAAGAAGAAAAUUCUGGCAGCUAGCAAGAGCAUCAUUUGAAGUUCUUUUAACUAAAAAACUUGAUGAGAUGGAUGAGCUAGGGGAAGGCAUUAAUGAAGCCUUAUUUUAAUACAAAAAGGAGACAUGGUUUAGGGCAUAUUUAUAGAACACAACAAAUGUGACAUAGUUGAGAACAACAUG